Molecule: messenger RNA, 3165 nt
Organism: Ceutorhynchus assimilis (cabbage seed weevil)
Lineage: Eukaryota; Metazoa; Arthropoda; Insecta; Coleoptera; Curculionidae
Source: the annotation of a GenBank genome assembly
CAAUAACAAAAAAAGGCCAUCCUUGUUCUGUUAGUAGAACAGCUGUUAAACCACCAAAUUAGGAAAACGAAAAUGUUCAUUGCAUUUAUUUUUAACUUAAAAUUGAACCUCUACUGAUGAGCAUUCCAAUGCCAAUCAGUUUUCUAAUCGGUUAAUUCAAAUAAGAGUUGAUUUUCUUUCAAAAAAAAAAUCGCCCUUGACCCGAGUGAAAGUACAAUUUUUCGGAGAGAAAACGUCACUUCUGCUGCCUGUCAACUGAACUCUAGCAUAGAGAAAUGUCCUAAAAAAAUAAAAAAUAAAAUACAACAAAAUCAUUGUAGUUAUAAAUUCGAUAAAUUCACCGCGAGAGUUUGUUGAAUAAUGAAUUGUCGUGUUGUGGUUAGUGUAGUUGAUAAACUGAGUGACCCUGUCCUGGAUUAUUGAAUAUUUUUUAUUGGGGGCUUUAUGAAGAAAAACUGAAUUAUGUCGACGAUGAAGAGCAGCGGUCUGGCCAAAAAAGAGGGCAAAAUGAGAAUCAGGGCCUUUCCGAUGACCAUGGACGAAAAGUACGUGGAAAGUAUAUGGGCCUUAUUGAAGAACGCCAUCCAGGAGAUCCAGAAGAAAAACAAUUCCGGCUUGAGUUUCGAGGAAUUGUACCGGAACGCUUACACUAUGGUGUUGCACAAGCACGGCGAACGAUUGUAUACCGGUUUGAAGGAAGUUGUAACACAUCAUUUAGAAUUUAAGGUACGAGAAGAAGUACUCAAGUCGUUGCACAAUAACUUUUUGACAGUACUAAAUCAGGCCUGGAACGAUCAUCAAACUUCAAUGGUGAUGAUUCGAGAUAUUCUUAUGUACAUGGAUCGAGUUUAUGUGCAGCAAAAUGACGUGGACAACGUCUACAAUUUAGGUUUAAUUAUUUUCAGAGAUCAGGUUGUCAGACAUGGUUGUAUCCGUGACCACCUACGCGAAACCCUUUUAGAGAUGGUAAUGCGCGAACGACGCGGUGAAAAAGUCGACCGCAUUUCGAUCAAAAACGCCUGUCAAAUGUUGAUGGUACUAGGCAUCAAUUCCCGAGCCGUCUACGAAGAAGACUUCGAGCGACCCUUUUUGCAACAAUCAGCCGAAUUCUACAAAGUUGAAAGUCAAAAGUUUUUAGCCGAAAAUAGCGCUUCCGUUUAUAUUAAAAAAGUCGAAGCAAGAAUAAAUGAAGAAUCUGAUAGGGCCAAACAUUACCUAGACGAAUCUACCGAAUCUAGAAUAGUAGAAGUAGUUGAACAAGAGCUAAUUAAAAAACACAUGAAAACAAUUGUGGAAAUGGAAAACUCUGGAGUAGUACAUAUGUUGAAACAUCAAAAAACCGAUGAUCUUUCUUGUAUGUAUAAAAUAUUCGGUCGGGUUGUAGAUGGUCUAAAAACAAUGGCCGAUUGCGUUAGUCAUUAUUUAAGAGAGCAAGGCAAAGCCUUGGUGCAAGAAGAAGAGCAUCAACCAGGUACCAACGCCAUCACUUUUGUCCAAUCCCUCCUAGACCUCAAAGACGGGUUUGAUCACUUCCUCAACAACUCCUUCAACAAAGACAAAAUAUUCAAGCAAAUGAUCGCUUCGGAUUUCGAACACUUUUUAAACCUGAAUCCCAAAUCGCCCGAGUAUCUGUCUUUGUUUAUCGAUGAUAAAUUGAAAAAGGGCGUCAAAGGAAUGACGGAACAAGAUAUUGAAAUGGUACUGGACAAGUCGAUGGUACUGUUUAGGUUUUUGCAAGAAAAAGAUGUUUUUGAGAGGUACUACAAACAACAUCUGGCUAAACGGUUGUUGCUCAACAAGUCGGUCAGCGACGAUUGGGAAAAGAAUAUGAUUUCAAAAUUGAAGACGGAAUGCGGUUGCCAGUUCACAUCAAAGCUGGAAGGCAUGUUCAAAGACAUGACAAUUUCGAACGGCCUUAUGGAAGAAUUCAAAGAGCACGUCACUAAAUCCGAGGCCAAUCUAGGAGGAGUCGACCUUUUCAUGCGAGUUCUAACAACGGGCUUUUGGCCGACACAAAGUGCCACGCCCAAAUGUCACAUACCAGCCGCGCCACUGUCAGCCUUUGAAUGUUUCAGACGAUUCUAUUUGGCCAAACAUAGUGGCCGUCAGUUGACGUUACAACCUCAACUUGGCAACGCCGAUCUGAACGCCGUCUUUCACGGGCCGCGCAAAGAAGAGGCCGAAGGCGCGUGCUCGUCCUCAACGAGUUUAGGCGGUAAUGGCCGACCCGGACCCCGAAAACACAUCAUUCAAGUGUCCACCUAUCAAAUGGUCGUACUGAUGUUGUUCAACAAUCACGACAAGUUGUCAUAUGAAGAGAUUCUUAAUGAAUCUGACAUCCCAGAAAGAGAUCUCAUCCGAGCCCUACAAUCCUUGGCGAUGGGCAAAGCGACCCAGCGCAUCCUAAUCAAAACCCCUAAGACAAAGGAAAUUGAGUCAUCGCACGAAUUCCAAGUCAACGAUUCCUUUACCUCGAAACUUCACCGGGUGAAAAUUCAAACGGUUGCCGCCAAAGGCGAAAGCGAACCAGAACGACGAGAAACUAGAAGCAAAGUUGACGAAGAUCGUAAACACGAAAUCGAAGCGGCGAUAGUGCGGAUAAUGAAAUCGAGAAAACGUAUGGCGCAUAAUAUUUUGGUGGCCGAAGUGACGGAACAGUUGCGCAGUCGUUUCCUGCCCUCUCCGGUGAUAAUCAAGAAGCGAAUCGAAGGACUCAUAGAACGCGAGUAUUUGGCGCGGACGCCCGAAGACCGGAAAAUUUACACCUACGUCGCUUGAGGUGACUGAAAAAAACCGGACAUUAAUUGACGUUUUGUGCAAUUACGGCGUGCGGUUAUAGUUUUUAAUUGUAUUUGUAAGAAAAGUAUAACUAGAGGGGAGGACGGAGAUUUAGUGAUUUGUACAAAAAUGGAAAAACAAAAAAAAAAAAAGUAAACGUUGAUUUCUCUUUUGAUUCAUUUUGAUUCGAAUGAAUUUUCCCCGCGGGUGGAAUGAUGAUUUACAGGUUUUUUUACAUUGACUGUCUCUUUGAAAAAAAUACAACUAAAUAAAUCAAAAUAUUAUUUAAUUUCAGUUUUUGAGUUUUUAUGCAAACAAUGGCAACAAUGGAAAAAAUUUUGAAGAAACUAUUAAUUGUGGUUAAUAAAUUGCUUCUUGGCGAAACAA